This is a messenger RNA of Melozone crissalis (California towhee), 1344 nucleotides long. RefSeq names its product L-2-hydroxyglutarate dehydrogenase (gene L2HGDH). The transcript has 10 exons. The coding region runs from base 1 to 1329 and encodes 442 amino acids. NCBI's taxonomy places the organism in Eukaryota, Metazoa, Chordata, Aves, Passeriformes, Passerellidae. The record is from RefSeq and is a predicted model, not a curated record. Gene Ontology annotation, molecular function: (S)-2-hydroxy-acid oxidase activity; (S)-2-hydroxyglutarate dehydrogenase activity.
AUGGCGGCGGCGCUGAGGGGCCGCGCGGGCCCGGGCGGGGCCCCGGCGCUGUGGCGGCUCCAGAGCCGGCGGCAAAGCUCGUUCGACGUGGCCGUGGUUGGUGCGGGGAUCGUGGGCCUGGCCACGGCCCGGGAGCUGCUGCAGCGCCACCCCUCGCUGGCCUUGGCCGUGCUGGAGAAGGAGCAGGAGCCCGCCCAUCACCAGAGUGGCCACAACAGUGGAGUGAUCCACAGUGGGAUUUACUACAGCCCCGGCUCCCUGAAGGCCAGGCUGUGCGUGCAGGGGGCAGCCCUGUGCUACAGAUACUGUGACCAGAAGGGCAUUCCCUACAAGCAGUGUGGGAAGCUGAUUGUGGCUGUGGAGCAGGAUGAGAUCCCAAGGCUCAAAGCUCUGUACGAGAGGGGGCUGCAGAACAAUGUCCCAGGGCUGAAACUCAUUGGGGCCAAGGAAAUCCAGGAGAAGGAGCCCUUCUGCAGGGGACUGAUGGCCCUGGACUCUCCCUACACUGGCAUUGUGGAUUACAAACAAGUGGCCCAGUCCUAUGCCAGAGACUUCCAGGAAGCAGGGGGCACAAUCCUGACUGGUUUUGAAGUCACAGACAUGGAGAUGGCCAAAGAAAGUCCUGCACAAAGUGAAGAUGGGCUGAAGUACCCAGUCAUUGUUAGGAGCAAAAAGGGGCAGGAGGUGUCCUGUGGGCACAUCCUGACCUGUGCUGGGCUCCACUCCGACCGCCUGGCGCGGAUCAGCGGCUGCAGCCCCCAGCCCAGGAUCGUCCCUUUCCGGGGGGAUUACCUGCUGCUAAAACCUGAAAAGUCUUAUUUGGUGAAAGGAAAUAUUUAUCCAGUCCCCAACCCUCGUUUCCCAUUCCUGGGGUUCCACUUCACUCCCAGGAUGGAUGGCAGUGUCUGGCUUGGCCCUAAUGCAGUGCUGGCCUUUAAGAGAGAGGGCUACAAACUCCUGGACUUCAGCCCUGGGGACUUCUUAGACGCUGUCACCUACAGUGGGCUGUGGAAGCUGGUGCUGAGGAACGUGUCCUACGGCCUGGGGGAGCUGUACAGAGCCUUCAACCUCAGUGCCCAGGUCAGGCAGCUGCAGAGGUUCAUCCCUGAGGUCACCACCAAUGAUGUCCUCAGGGGUCCCUCAGGGGUGAGAGCCCAGGCCCUGGACAGUGAGGGCAAUCUGGUGGAUGACUUUGUGUUUGACGGGGGCUCGGGGCCCGUGGGCAGCAGGAUCCUGCACGUCAGGAACGCUCCCUCCCCUGCGGCCACCUCCUCCCUGGCCAUCGCCGCCGCCAUCGCCGACGAGGCGCAGCGCCGCUUCCAGCUCUGAGCCAGCAGGAAUGCU